This is a messenger RNA of Lactuca saligna, 3386 nucleotides long. Lineage: Eukaryota; Viridiplantae; Streptophyta; Magnoliopsida; Asterales; Asteraceae. The record is from the annotation of a GenBank genome assembly.
AGUUGGGUUUCUAUUUUUCAACACCCUCUAGUCUCACAUUCCACUCAACCUGGGCAUCAUCAUCCCUAUAAAAACCGAGUCUAGUGCGAUGCGAGUGCAUUUGCGCUCGUUUUCUCCGCGUUUCAUCACUAAUUACUGCUACUUCUCAACUACUAUUCAGCUCACUACGACAUCCAUGUCUUACCGCCCUAAUGCUCAAGGCGGCCGUCGCGGUGGCGGUCGCGGAGGAGGUCGAGGAGGUGGUCGCCGUGGUGGCGGCGGUGGAGGUGGAAGAGGUGAACAGAGAUGGUGGGACCCUGUUUGGCGUGCUGAGCGGCUUAGACAGACGCAAAGCGAGGUUGAGGCUUUUGAUAAGGACCACUGGUGGGGAAAAAUGGAGCAAAUGAAGAGUGGGGGAGAUGUAGAGUUGAUAAUAAAACAUUUCUUCAGUCGAGGCGAUCAACAAACCCUCUCUGAUAUGGCAUAUCAGCUGGGACUUUAUUUUCAUGCAUACAAUAAAGGCAAUACACUUGUGGUGAGCAAAGUUCCAUUACCAAACUACCGUGCAGAUCUUGAUGAGCGCCAUGGAUCUUCACAGAAAGAGAUACAUAUGUCUACAGAAACCGAGAGAAGAGUUGAGAAUCUAUUGGAUAGUUCAACAGCAACGGAAAAAGUUAACAACUCUUCUACCACAUCCAUUCAAACUUCCAAACAAUCACCCUAUGAAUCAGAUAAAACUACUGGAAUCUCAGAUAAUGCUAAGAAGGCACUUAGCAUUGAACUCAAAGAAAGACAGGAAAGACAGAAGGAAUCUGAUCGUGUUAAGGCAAUGUGCUUAUUCAGAGAGAAGCUUCCUGCACAUAACAUGAAAUCUGAGUUUCUAAAAGCUGUUGCAGAAAACCAGGUUUUAGUGGUUUCAGGGGAAACAGGUUGUGGUAAAACCACACAGCUUCCUCAGUUCAUUUUAGAGGAAGAAAUAUCAUCUCUACGUGGCUCUGAGUGCAAUAUUAUCUGCACCCAACCCCGCCGUAUCUCCGCCAUAUCAGUAGCUGCUCGAAUAGCCAAUGAGAGAGGAGAAAACCUUGGUCAAUCUGUUGGUUAUCAAAUUCGCCUAGAGUCAAAUCGCUCUGAACAAACAAAAUUAUUAUUCUGCACAACAGGAGUCUUGCUUCGAAAACUGGUUCAAGAUCCAAACCUAACAGGAAUCAGCCAUUUGUUAGUUGAUGAAAUUCACGAAAGAGGAAUGAAUGAAGAUUUUUUGUUAAUUAUUUUACGCGAUCUUCUCCCUCAACGUCCAGAUUUACGCCUUAUAUUAAUGAGUGCUACUAUUAAUGCUGACUUGUUCUCCAAAUACUUUGGAAAUUCCCCAACAAUUCAUAUCCCAGGAUUGACUUUUCCUGUGCAAGAACUAUUUUUAGAAGACGUUUUAGAGAAAACCCGUUAUGUAGUAAAAUCUGAGGCUGAUAAUGUUCAGGGUUUUUCAAGGAGAAGGAGGAGACAACAAGAGUCCAAAACUGAUCCCAUUACUGAGAAAUUUGAGGAAGCGGAUAUCAAUUCUGUAUACAAAAGCUACAGUGCAAACACUAGACAAUCUCUUGAAGCUUGGAGUGGUUCAGAAACAGACUUGGGUUUAGUGGAAGCAACAAUUGAGUAUAUCUGUAGACACGAAGGUCCAGGGGCAAUUCUGGUAUUUCUCACAGGUUGGGAUGAAAUCUCAAAGCUUCUCGACAAUGUCAAGGCUAACAAUUUUCUUAAUAAUCCCACAAAGUUUCUUGUCCUCCCUCUUCAUGGUUCUAUGCCUACCAUUAACCAACGUGAAAUCUUUGACAAACCUCCUUCUGGAACAAGAAAAGUUGUUUUAGCAACGAAUAUUGCUGAGAGUAGUAUAACUAUAGAUGAUGUGGUUUAUGUUGUGGAUUGUGGAAAAGCAAAAGAGACAAGUUAUGAUGCUUUAAAUAAGCUUGCGUGUUUGCUUCCAUCAUGGAUAUCAAAAGCUUCAUCACAUCAGAGACGUGGGCGGGCGGGUCGUGUACAGCCUGGCAUAAAAAGUCUGCAACUUGGAGCUGUUGGAUGUUUUUUGGCUAAGGCACUUCAGCCACCUGAUGCGCUUUCUGUUCAAAAUGCUGUUGAACUUUUGAAGACGAUUGGGGCUUUAGAUGAUAGAGAAGAGCUCACGCCACUUGGACGCCACCUGUGCACUCUGCCUUUAGAGCCGAAUAUUGGGAAGAUGCUUCUCAUGGGGUCCAUUUUUCAAUGUGUUAAUCCUGCUUUAACAAUUGCUGCUGCUCUUGCUUAUCGGAGCCCGUUUAUUCUUCCGAUUAAUAGGAAAGAGGAAGCUGAUGAAGCAAAAAGAUCCUUUGCUGGUGAUUCAUGCAGUGACCACAUAGCUCUUCUUAAAGCAUUCGAAGGGUGGAAAGAAGCAAAACGUUCCGGAAACGAAAAAUCCUUCUGUUGGGAAAACUUCUUGUCAGUUCAAACCUUAAAAAUGAUAGCUGACAUGCGUCUCCAAUUUCUCGACCUCCUUUCCGAUAUCGGCUUCAUAGAUAAAUCCAAGGGCGCAAAUGCAUAUAACCAAUAUAGCGAUGACAUGGAAAUGGUGUGUGCGAUCCUAUGUGCUGGGUUGUACCCGAAUGUAGUCCAAUGUAAAAGAAGAGGAAAGCGAACAGCUCUUUACACCAAAGAAGUUGGAAAAGUCGAUAUUCAUCCAGCUUCUGUCAACGCUGGGGUCCACAUUUUUCCUCUUCCUUUCAUGGUAUACAGUGAAAAAGUGAAAACAAGCAGUGUGUAUAUUCGUGAUGCCACAAAUAUAUCGGACUAUGCUUUGCUUAUGUUUGGUGGUAAUCUUGUUGAAACCAAAAAUGGUGAUGGGAUUGAGAUGCUCGAUGGAUACCUUCAGUUUUCAGCAUCCAAGAGCGUGAUGGGAUUGAUUAAGAAAUUACGAGGCGAAGUUGAUAGGUUAUUGAACAGGAAGAUUGAAGAUCCGAAAUUGGAUGUUAAUGUUGAAGGGAAAGGAGUUGUUGCUGCUCUUGUUGAGUUGUUGCAUAACCAAAAUGUUCGCUAUUAAUUAUUAAGCGAGCAUUGUUUUUGUUUUCACAGAGUUUCCAUUCCUUUCUAGAUAUCAUCAUAUACCCAACCAACUUUGACAGUGACACCAACUCGUUUGUUCUUUCCAACUGUAACUUUUAUUUAAAUCUUACAAUUGACGUUUAAAAAUAAUAUAUUUUAAACCCAAUUGGAUUGAUCUUAAUCGGACCCAUUCUCAUUUCUCAAUCUCAACACCGGUUUAGACUCGAGACCCAUUACUGCUCCUAAUAAAUAACCAAGGUGGGACAAACUCAAGUUGGACCGCUCACUAUUAACUAGUAAAUAGUAGCGCUACCCAUACCAUGGGCCAUGGCUUCGACCGG